Aureobasidium musti is the source of this 1020-nucleotide messenger RNA. The record is from the annotation of a GenBank genome assembly. Lineage: Eukaryota; Fungi; Ascomycota; Dothideomycetes; Dothideales; Saccotheciaceae.
AUGCGCCUCUUCUUGAUCCGCCAUGGUGAGACUGUCGACAAUGUAGCUGGCAUACUAAGAGAUUCAGCCCUUACCAAUCAUGGAGCUGAACAAGCUCGUCGCCUGAGCGACUUCCUGGCAGAAAAUAGACCGCCGCUGACGCGCAUCUUCUCGUCGACAUUGCAGCGCGCCUACAAGACAGCUACUCUCUUGGCAGCAAAACAAUCCAACAAAGAUCUCAAUGUCACCACUGUCGAUUCUUUGAUCGAGCGCGAUUUCGGCUACUAUGAGGGCAAGACCAAUCGCGUGCGCAAGGGCCCCAACCGAGAAGAGCACAAGAAAGAGCCAGGCUUUGUCGACGUUGAAUCCAAGGACAAUCUUGGAGUCCGCGCAGAUGUGUUUCUGGACGACCAUCUCUUGCCCAUCUUGGAUGACGAAGCCGAUUUUGGUGGUGCCGCUGAGCAUGUCGUUGCGAUUGUGUCUCAUGGCAUCUUGUCGUCGAGUCUUUGGCGAAGGUUGCUGCUUCGUCUGGGUCCGAAGAGCGUGAAGGUAUCCCGCGAGGUCAUAGCAGCUCGAGGUCAAGUUGUCCUUGCUCAUUUAGGUGGCUGGAGUAAUACCGGCUUCCUCGAACUGUCUAUCCAAAGACAGGACCCUCCAAGCAGCCCGGAACUGGACAUCAUCCUGCCUCCUGUGAUUCCUUCUCUGGACGAGCAGGCGACUACUACCCAUGUGCCAUCGCCGAAAAGCCCAAUCGUCAUUUCGCCUCCUCACCUGGUAACUGAGUCAUCUGAAGCAGAGAUGCCCAUAGAUCAGCUCGACGUUAUUGGCAGAGUAAGUGUCACAAACCCUACUAUCGACCUUCAAUCCAGUGAGGAAGAUGGUCCUAGACUGCUCGAGGGUUACCGCACCACCAUUCUUGUCGUCGAUGGCCAGCAGCAUCUUCAAGGUCUGAAACGACAACGAGGUGGUAUUGGCCGAGCUGAACAUGAUGACAAACAGCAAAGUAUGACGGCCUUCUUCAAAAGAGCCAGAAAGGAUUGA